CUUAUCUUGUUCCUUUCUUUCUUUCUUUUUUAAUUUCACACAUAACUUUAUAAUGUCUACUUCAGAACACCCACCUCUUACCAAAAAAGAUACCUUGGUUCACUUUAAUGAAGGUCACGCCGAAGAAGGUCAUGAAUUAACUCGCGUCGUUCUUAUCUGUCUGGAUCCAGAGUCUGCAGAUGUCACGUUUCAAUGGGCUUUAGAUAAUUUUAUCACACCUGCUAAAGAUUUGGUUAUUUUGGUUCAUGUUCGUCAAAUUGAUAUACCUGUUGCACCCUAUAUUGAUUCCACAGGAUUUAUUGAUGAUGUAAGUGAGGAAAGGAGAGAAGAAAGUCAUCAUUUAUUACGAGUAUUUGCAGCAGAACUUCACAAGAGAAAGGUGGCAUGCAAAGCAAUUUCAAUGGUUGGUGAUCCCAAAUCCGAACUUUUAAGAAAGGCUAAAGAGAUCAAAGCGGAUGUGGUACUUGUGGGUGCACGAAAAAUGGGUGCCAUUAAAAGAACUCUUUUGGGUAGUGUCAGCGAUUAUAUUGUACACAAUUGUCCUUGUACAGUCAUUGUCACCAAACCUGAAGAGGAAAACCAUACACAAGAACGUCGCAGGUCAAUCGUAUCACUUACAUCUAGCCCAAACACUACAAAGUAGUUACAUGUUUAGCGAGAUGCACUCUCAGAGUUAUUACUUUAUGUUUAUAUUUGAAGUAUAAAACAAUAAAUAAUAUCAUUCAGCUUUGUUCAAGUCA
Messenger RNA from Mucor mucedo, 740 nucleotides. RefSeq lists its product as uncharacterized. The transcript is spliced from 4 exons. The record is from RefSeq and is a predicted model, not a curated record. NCBI's taxonomy places the organism in Eukaryota, Fungi, Mucoromycota, Mucoromycetes, Mucorales, Mucoraceae. Bases 53 to 643 code for a protein of 196 amino acids.